This is a messenger RNA of Harmonia axyridis, 1162 nucleotides long. Its product is annotated as coiled-coil domain-containing protein 42 homolog. The record is from RefSeq and is a predicted model, not a curated record. The transcript is spliced from 5 exons. The coding region runs from base 79 to 1077 and encodes 332 amino acids. NCBI's taxonomy places the organism in Eukaryota, Metazoa, Arthropoda, Insecta, Coleoptera, Coccinellidae.
UAAUUCUUUGUCAUUCAGAUCAAGUUAACUCAAACAAAUUCUGACAAAAUAGUCAAAAUAAGGAGCAAUUACUGAAAAAUGGUAGAUUUCAAUAAACUUCGACUGUAUUUUCCCCCAGAUGUAUAUAAAGAAAAUUUUGGAACAUAUAAAACAUCCCAAAAUUUCACCACUUUGAUUCGGAAUGCUCCAGUCUUAGAAGAAGGAGACCACGCUCGAACAGAAUUCCGCUCGUGCAACGAAACAUUUUCGCAUGUAAGCCAGAAAUUAACAGAACGCAAAAAAAAUGCUCUGAUCACCUUAAACAAUUUGUUUACAAGAAUAAAGCAACUUUUAGAGCAAGAAGAGGCAUUCCAACAGCGUUUCAUAACGUCCGCUGAGCAAGUUAUUUUGAAUGGCGAGAAGAAAAAACGUGCUUUAGCACGAAUUAACAAAACCAGGAUCACUGUUAAGGAACAAAACGCUAGAGUAGAAGAAUUGAAACAGAGGGUAUUGAAGCUUAGACAGUUUAAGGACAAUUAUGUGAAAGAAAUUAAAAAACAUUGUAUUUACGAGGAGUUCCUUCAAUCCACACUGUAUGAUUUCGGCGUGAAAGGUACAUUGAAUGAUAUCCUGACCAGAUACAGAUCUUUGGAGUCCAAGAAGAGAUAUUUAACAUCAAGAAAGAACGCCAUUAUUGAAAAGCUGCAAAGAACGCGACAUGACAAUGUGGAGCUAGUUUUGAAUUAUUACAGUCAAAUAAUGAACAUGAUGAGUCACAUAUCUCUAUGCGAAGUGAGAUAUGAAAAAGCUUCGAAAAGGACUUCUCAAUUAGAGUGCCUCCUGACCAGUGUGUGGGAGUGCUGCGCUGGAAGACUUGAGGACAUAACUCUGUCUACUCAAGGGAUAGAUAAUUUGAACCAGAUGAUGCAAAAAACACCUCUGUUGCGGAAGAAGUUUUGUGUUUCUACUCUUGAGCAACAGGAUAUGCCACAGGUGAUUAACCAGGUCGUGGCCAUUAAGAAUACGAUGAGGCUUCUAGUUAGCGUUAUGGAGGAUAUUGGUCUGGAAGGCAGUAGAAAGGAGCGAACGAUAUUGUAAUAUAUUUCUACUAUCGAUCACGUCAAAUUUUAUAUUUAUAAUUUUAAUUUAUAAUUUUAAGUAUUAUAUAAAGUUUAUAUUGGAA